Molecule: messenger RNA, 1578 nt
Organism: Aphanomyces invadans
Lineage: Eukaryota; Oomycota; Saprolegniomycetes; Saprolegniales; Verrucalvaceae
Exons: 2
Coding region: 58-1539 (493 amino acids)
Cellular component (GO): membrane
Molecular function (GO): ATP hydrolysis activity; ATP binding; ABC-type transporter activity
Source: RefSeq, a predicted model, not a curated record
AAGCAGUCGCAUUUCGUGGAGGUUCAUUCACCUCGUGCUAGCCACACAGUCCCGUCGAUGCCCAAGAUGUCUGUGGAGUGGGCCAACGUGUCAUUCAGCGUGCCGGCCAAAGACCCCACGACGAAGACGAUCUCGGACAAGCUGAUCCUGCGCGAUGUGCACGGAAGUGCCGCGCCCGGCCAAUUUGUCAUCAUCAUGGGACCGUCCGGCGCCGGCAAGACGUGCCUUCUCGACAUCAUCGCUGGCCGCAAUCCGCGGUACACGGGCUCCGUCACCGUCAACGGACUCCCGUGGUCAAACGAAACGAAUCGAUUUGCGUCGUACGUGAUGCAAGACGACGUGUUUUACGCGACGCUGACGGUCAAGGAGCACCUGAUGUUCCAGGCGGAGCUCCGCAUGGGCAAGGCGUUCAACGCGGCCGAGCGCGAGGCCCGCGUGGACUACGUGAUCGACGAGCUGGGUCUGACCAAGUGCCGCGACUCGCAGAUCGGCGGCGCCACGGACGGGCUGCCGUGCCCGACGUACAUGAACCCGACCGACUACUUCAUGCGCCAAAUCAUCGUGCUGGACCCCCAGUCGGAGGCCGCCACACGAGUUGAAGCGUUGGUACAAGCGUGGAAGCGCCGCGAGGCCGUCGCACCUGCAGUCCACCCUGCCUUGAACUCCGACGGAGCGACGUUUGAGAGCUCGAGUUUGGGGACUGGUGGUCAACUCGUGCUGCUUUGCAAGCGCAACGUGAUGCGGCUGGUGCGCGAUCGGCUGAGUUUCAAGGCCCGGAUUGCUCAAAACUUGUUUGUGUCCAUUGUCGUGGGGCUCAUCUACCUUCAACUGAAGAAAGACCAAGACGGAAUCCAGAGUUUCACGGGGGCGCUCUUCUUCAUGACGGUCAACCAGUUCAUUGCGAACGGGAUGCCCGAGUUCUCGAACGUCCCCACUGAGCUGCCGAUCAUGAUCCGAGAGUACCAUGGCGGGCUGUACCAUGCCUGGGUCUGGUAUGCCGCCAAGAACGUGAGCGAGCUCAUUUUUCAAGUGUUUUUCCCGAUGGUGUUCCUGCUGCCCAUGUAUUUUAUGAUUGGGUUUGGGGGCGAUGCCGGCGUGUUCUUUUCGUUCUACGUGUUUGUGACGCUCCUGUGCAGUGCCGCGGUCGGCAUGGGGUACAUGGUCGGGUGCAUCACUCGCCGCCCGGACGUGGCCCAGAUCCUUGGGGUCCUCGUCGCCCUCCCCAUGGUGAUUUUUGGCGGCCUCUUUAUCAACUCCAACACGACGCCCGUCUACUUUGUCUGGCUCGAGUACUUGUCGCCACUCAAGUACGGGUUUCGAGGCCUGAGCCGGGCGUUCUGGAACUCGAUUGACGCCAUUCCGUGCACGACAGGCCAGCACUGCCAAGCGCUGACGGGCGCCCAAGUCUUGGCCAACAUGGGACUCAACAAGAACUCCAUGAUUGUCGACGUCGUCGCGUUGCUCUGCGUCAACGUCAUGUUUCGGCUCAUCGGGAUCACAUGGCUCUGGUGCAGCAUUCGUCGAAAGGCCCACCGUUAAAACACGAAUUGAUUGCAUCGACCUUUGCGUUGUUCAUGG